Messenger RNA from Dictyostelium purpureum, 2412 nucleotides. RefSeq lists its product as uncharacterized. The transcript is spliced from 4 exons. Gene Ontology annotation, cellular component: nucleus; cytoplasm. The record is from RefSeq and is a predicted model, not a curated record. Gene Ontology annotation, biological process: NLS-bearing protein import into nucleus. The coding region runs from base 217 to 1773 and encodes 518 amino acids. Gene Ontology annotation, molecular function: protein binding; nuclear import signal receptor activity. Lineage: Eukaryota; Evosea; Eumycetozoa; Dictyosteliales; Dictyosteliaceae.
UUAAUUUAAUUUUUUUUAAUUUUUUUUUUAUUAAUAUUUUAAUUUAUAUAUUUAUUUUUUUAAAUAAAGAUAAACUUUAAAAUAUUUGUGCUGUGUAUAAAUAAUUUAUUUAAAUAAAUACUAAUAAUAACCAUUAAAAAAAAUAAUAAUAAUAGUAAUAAUAUAAUACAAAGAAAGUAUUUUUAAAGAAUAUAGCAAAUAAAUUAUUAAAAAAAAAUGAACAGUAAUAGUAGAUCUAAACAAGAAAGCAGACAAUCACAAUAUAAAAAGAGUAUUGACGCAGAUGAAUCACGUAGAAAGAGAGAAGAAGCUUCACUUAGUAUUAGAAAGAAUAAACGUGAGGAAAGUUUAUUGAAGAAAAGAAAUCAACUUACUUCAUCUGGUCCAGUUAAAGUUGAAUCAUCAAUCAAUCAAAAAUUAGAACAACUUCCAACUUUAGUCCAAGAAAUUAAUUCUGACAAUCCAGAGCUUAUCUUAAAAGCAACUACAGCAUUCAGAAAAUUGCUUUCAAUUGAAAAAUCUCCACCAAUUGAAGAAGUUAUUAGAACUGGUAUUGUACCAAGAUUAGUUAAAUUUUUAUAUACCCAAGAUUUCCCACAUCUUCAAUUUGAAGCUGCAUGGGCUUUAACAAAUAUUGCAUCUGGUACACCAGAACAAACUAGAGUUGUUAUUGAUAACGGAGCUAUUCAAGUUUUUGUUUUAUUAUUAAAUUCACCACAUGAUGAUGUUAAAGAACAAGCAGUAUGGGCUUUGGGUAAUAUUGCAGGUGAUUCACAUUAUUGCAGAGAUUUAGUAUUAAACCACAAUGCACUUCCACCACUUUUACAACUUUUACAAAACUUAAAUACUAUUAAAGUUAGUAUGGUUAGAAAUGCUACAUGGACUUUAAGUAACUUUUGCAGAGGCAAACCACAACCACCAUUUGACAUUGUUCGUGCAGCACUUCCAGUUUUAGCUAAAUUAAUUUACUACCAAGAUGAAGAAGUUUUAAUUGACGCUUGUUGGGCUCUCUCAUAUCUUUCAGAUGGUUCAAAUGAAAGAAUUCAAGAAGUUAUUGAUGCUAAAGUUUGUCGUAAAAUGGUAGAGCUUUUAGGUCACCCAGCCAUCGCUGUUCAAACCCCAGCUCUUCGUACAAUUGGUAAUAUCGUUACUGGUGAUGAUAAUCAAACUCAAGUUGUUUUAACCUGUAAUGCUCUUUCACAUCUCCUUGUUCUUCUUCAAAGCCCAAAGAGAGCCAUCAGAAAAGAAGCUUGUUGGACCAUUAGUAAUAUUACUGCUGGUGACAAAAACCAAAUCCAACAAGUUAUCGAUGCCAAUAUUAUUCCAACUUUAGUUUUCCUCUUAUUAAAUGCCGAGUUUGAAAUCCAAAAAGAAGCUGCUUGGGCCAUCUCUAACGCCACUUCAUGCGGUACCCCACAACAAAUUCAUUACCUCGUCAGUCAAGGCUGUGUUAAACCAUUAUGCGAUUUAUUAAGAGUUUCAGAUCCACGUAUUAUAAAUGUUGCCUUAGAAGGUAUUGAAAAUAUUUUAGCUGCUGGUAAAAAGGAAGCUGAUCAAACUGGUGUCAAUCCAUUCAUUAAGAUUGUUGUAGAUGCUGAUGGUGAUAAUAAAAUCUAUGAAUUACAAAACCAUACAAAUAAAGACACCUAUGAAAAGGUCAAUCGUAUCAUUUCCUCAUACUUUGAUGAAGAAGAUGAUCUUGGAGAUAUGUCAACUGAUAAUGGUCAAACAAUUUCAUUUGCUGGCUCAGAAAAUAGAAAUUACAAUUUUUAAAAUAUAUAAUCAAACAAAUAAUAAUAAUAACCAAAUAAUAAUAUGAAAUAAUAGCAAUAAUAUAAAUAAUAGUUUGAAUCAUAACACCAAAAAAAAAAAAAAAAAAAAAAAUAGAAAAUGACAAUAAUUGCUCAAUCUGACUCUUACUAUAACCUUACUUAUCACUACUACUACUACUACGCCACUCACAUAUAAAUACAUUCACUCACACAUAUAUAAUAGUCACCACAUCCACAUUUUUCACUCACAACAAAUAUAAUCUUUCUCUUUUUCGUUCUAUCAACAUAUUUAUUUAACUUAUAAAUAUGACAUUCAACACACAUUUUUUUUUUUUUCAAUCAAAAAAAAUUCAAAAAAAAAAAGAUCUCACACGUCCGAUUCUAAUAUAUUAAAUAAACAUAAUAUAUUUUUUUAAAAUAUAAACAUAAAUAUACCUUGUCUCAUUUCAUUUACUCAUUAUUGUGCGGUUUUUUAAUAACAUGACUUCAUAUAAUUUUAAAUGUACAUUUUUUUUUUACUUUAACUUUACUUUUACUUAACUACUCUUACUUUAUAUUUAACCCUUUUUAUUUAAAGCUUUAGAUUAAUUUUUUUUUAGGAUACUUUUAAAUUUACUAACAUUUUUUCUUUUUAUAAUCC